UCAGAGGUGAACCAGGACAUCUUGUCUAAAAUAAAAGAAGUUCUAAAAAAAGAACAUGGAGGAGAACAUUUCCCAUGGACUGAUCUGCAAAUGGAAGGUUUGUUGUUACAUGAAUGAGCCUGAGUAUCUUAUGAAUAAGUGUGGAGAUCGAGGAGGGUGUUAUCGGCCGAUAACUCCCUCCGAGAUCUCCAUAAUUCUUCAUACGAUAUGAAAGCCAAAUUCAAAAAUUGUUUUAUUAUUCACUCAAAAUAAUUCCUAGUUUAAAAAUGUAGCUAAACCAAGCUUACCUCCAUCAGUGUUAAGUUCAUCUUCGAUAGUGCACGUUUAGGGUUGUUCAGCUCCGCAAAAGCAGAUGUCGCCCUUCGAGUUGUGUUCCUGCCAUGCUUUUAGCUAUUAUUUUGCCGAGUUUUUACUCUUGAAAGAAGUGAAAUGUCCUUAAUUUUUUGUUUUCACCACCAAAACAACUCAACCUCUUCCCCUGGUCUUCUCGGUUAAUGGUACAUUAACCUGCAAGGAAGUAGCACUUUUGACGCCAUCAGUUGAUUAAAACGACAAUUCUUUCAAAUUUGGUCAUCAGUAGCUGGAUAUGAUGAAUUAUAGGUGUGCUUUUAGCCAAUCAGAAUCGGGGAAAUAUUUUGAAUGAAUAAUAACACUUAUUAUUAUAUAAACACCAAUGAAAUACCAGGUGAGCUUUCACUUGAAAACUUGGUAUCUUCACAUGUGAAAAUAUCACUGUUGCUAUGGCUACAUAAUAAAUCGCACUUUUCACCCCAAAUUACUUUUAAAGUGAAAUGGUUUGGUGGUUCAUUGGUGUUUAUAUAAUAAAUAGAAUAUUACAUGGCCACUUGGAGAUACGAAAUUUCUCUUCCCUUGUUGAGAAAAUAGCACUGCCUUUAGCUAAGGAAUCAAGUUCUUGUCUGUAAAAGUUAUGUACACUUACAUGUACUAGUUCCUUUUCAACCCUAGGGGCAGUUGCUAAAUUUAGAUUUGAAGAAAUCUCAGCAGGUUUCUUAUAAAAUGUUGCCUACUUUAAAAUUUCCUUUUGCUAAUUAUUGGUCUUUACGUCAACAGCUCAAUUUCUUCGUUACUUCAGAAUGGUAAAGGAGAAAUGUCAAAGAAUAAAAAAAGGAAAAAAUGAAGAGCACAAGCAGAGGUGCAAAAUGAGUAGACGUCUCACAAGUGUAAGUAUAAGGAAGUUUUUUUUUCAAAAAUCUGAACAUGGUCAAAUAUAAAAACUGUUUUUGAUAAUUAUAAAUGCAUUGAUAUCCCAUUAAUAGGGACACCUGUAUGUACUGGACAGUUUUCCAUUUCCUCAUGAAAAACAAUGUAUAAUAUGUUUAUAAUGUCAUAAUGAUAUUUAUUGUCAGUGAUACAUUGUUUUAUUUUUUUUCUGAUCUUAACUGCAGUAUAUGGGUGAGGCCACUUUUAUCCUUAGUUAUUUAAUUUUUACUUUCUUAAACAAAUUCCAUUAUUACAAACAUGAAUUCAGGGUUCUCAUUAAUUUUUCAAGUAGACAGCUAGGAUGUUAAAGUAGGCGGCUUGGUAACUGAGUGCUGUAGGCAAUUUCAGGCUUUCACUCUGUAACUUUACUCUAUUUCCCCAAAAAGUAGACGGCUCAAACCUCCAAGUAGCCGGUUUUUUAGCCGGCUGCCGGCACUUAAUGAGAACCCUGUGAAUUGAUAGAUUAUAUUUAUUAUUGAAGGACUGCAACACCAUUAUUUAGUUUGAUUUUUGUCCUUCUUUAUGUUUUUAUUAGAAGCUGGACAGGCGAUGUGGGGCUUUUGAGCUUAUAAGAGAAUCCUUAUCCUCGAGCCAGAAGCAGCUUGCCCCAGAGGUGCUCUGUGUCGAGUACAUGAGCAGUGAGGAGUCUGCCUAUGAAGAUGAGGAAGAUCCCAUCACUGGUGAAGUAAUACAGAAACUAAAGGGUUAUUUAACCAAGAAGCUCUCUUGGGAGAGAACAGCCCUGACAAACUUAAAAAGCAAGCUUGACAGAGCCCAUUAUAGAAGUCUAACCCCUCAUGCCAAAGCAUUGGCAAAGCCCAAGUUUGAGGGUGAUAUAUCAAAGAUUCCAGCACCCGAUGGUCCAUCAUGGGCCGUGAGACAGGCCAUUGCUCAAUAA
Messenger RNA from Porites lobata, 2119 nucleotides. Lineage: Eukaryota; Metazoa; Cnidaria; Anthozoa; Scleractinia; Poritidae. The record is from the annotation of a GenBank genome assembly.